This is a messenger RNA of Spizellomyces punctatus DAOM BR117, 1876 nucleotides long. RefSeq lists its product as hypothetical. The transcript has 11 exons. Gene Ontology annotation, biological process: response to oxidative stress; heme catabolic process; heme oxidation. The record is from RefSeq and is a predicted model, not a curated record. NCBI's taxonomy places the organism in Eukaryota, Fungi, Chytridiomycota, Chytridiomycetes, Spizellomycetales, Spizellomycetaceae. Gene Ontology annotation, cellular component: nucleus. Gene Ontology annotation, molecular function: heme oxygenase (decyclizing) activity; heme binding; 23S rRNA (adenine(1618)-N(6))-methyltransferase activity. The coding region runs from base 1 to 1245 and encodes 414 amino acids.
AUGCACAUGCAAGACGAGAUCAGUCUUGCCCGUGCGCUGCGAGAGGGCACAGCGGAGGCGCACCGUAAUGCAGAGCGCUCGCAUUUCACACGAGAGUUUUUAAGGUGUAAUGUCGAUAAGAGGACCUAUAUCAGCUAUCUGACAUCGUUUCAGGAAAUCUAUAGUGCCUUGGAAGAGGAACUAGAAAAGAAUAGCAAGCAUCUUGCUGUACAAAAGAUUCAUUUUCCGCGAGAGCUGGAUCGACUCGAAAGCAUAGUAGCCGAUCUGGCUUUCUUGACUGGCUCUACAAGCACACCCUCUACGCAAUCCACCGCCACUCUGGCGUACGUUUCCCGCAUCCGCCACGUUAGCAAAUACCAACCGGAACUGCUCGUAGCGCAUGCCUAUGUCAGAUAUCUUGGUGACCUCUCAGGAGGCCAGAUUUUAUCUCGUAAAAUACGAAAAGCGCUAUCCUUACCCGCAGACGGGCAAGGCAGUCAUUUUUAUUCGUUUACUCAUUUGCCAUCCACCAUGAAAGAGUUUAAAAGUUUAUAUAGAAGUCGAUUGGACGAGGUGCCGGAGGAGUAUCAUGCCGCCAUUGUGGAAGAAGCCAAGCUCGCAUUUGAGCUCAAUGCCAAGAUCUUUGAUGAACUCGAUGCAUUACUUCCCUCGGGUAUGGAAAUUGUUGGACCUGAACCUAGGGGAAAAGAUGGAAGCUGGUGUCAGCGCUCGGCCAAAUUGAUUGGCGUGUCUGUAGGGCUGGCAUUGUCUGUACAGCUUGCGCACUUUGAGAUUGCGAUGCAUGAGCGGAAUCCGUACAGCGACCGUCCAGACUUUGGAGCACUAGCUGAAAAGUACCAGCAUCUACGUCCCUACAUUCGCAAAAACAAAUAUGGGCAAUCUACAAUAGACUUCAAAGACCCAAAGGCAGUGAGGGAAUUAACGUAUGCACUCUUGUGGGUGGAUUUUGGAUUGAGACUGGAGAUUCCUCUGGAUACUCUUUGCCCGCCGGUGCCUAACAGGUUAGAUUACGUCCUCUUGAUCCAAGACCUGUUGGCAGAAGAUACCAGUCGUUCGGCAGAUGCUAAGAUACGAGGAAUUGACAUGUGCGCGGAACGGGCGCAUCCUGCAUCUAUCCAUUGCUGGCCUGCUCCACUAACGCCAAAUGGGAGAUGGUUGCCCUCGAGAUCGACCCACGAAGCACGGCAUACGCGACUUCCAAUGUCGAACGAAACAAGUUACACUCUCGCAUCCAUGUCGUCCUAAAUAAGACAGAGGACGUCUUGCCCAUUCCACUGCUGGAUACGAUCUGGAGGGAUCGGUACGACUUUUGCAUGUGCAACCCCCCUUUCUAUUCUAGCAAAAACCAAAUGCACAAGGCGCGAACGACCAAGCGCUUGGAACCCUUUGCUGUCUGUACCGGUUCAGCAUCCGAAAUGGUUACUGAAGGCGGAGAAGCUAGUUUCAUACUUCGAAUGCUUGAGGAGAGUCAACAGCCUUUGGUGAGGACGCGAGUGGGGUGGUUUACGUCCUUGGUAGGGAGAAAAGAGGAUGUUGCGCUCAUUACUGAGGCUAUUGAGGGGACACAAGGUGCUAGCCAUGUGGUAAAGACACUAAGGCAGGCCAAGACAGUGAGAUGGGUUGUGGCAUGGACCUUUGUUCAUUCCGUUUCAGAUAACAUGAAACCCGAGGAAAGCGGUACAUAACACCACUCACUACAUUUAGCUUGGGUUUGCAAAAGCUGAAAAAAUAACCUGACAGAUAGUGCAGCCUGGUCCUCAGCUCCAAAAUAGGUUGCAAUUUUGAGAAUUGAGAAUAACUACAUUAAGCAACAGUGAAAAGUAGUAAAACGACCCCCUGUACUAAAGGGGCACAUAACAUGGAAAAAGCAUUCCCU